This is a messenger RNA of Fusarium redolens, 2475 nucleotides long. RefSeq names its product glycoside hydrolase superfamily. Gene Ontology annotation, molecular function: beta-glucosidase activity. Gene Ontology annotation, biological process: glucan catabolic process. Bases 1 to 2475 code for a protein of 824 amino acids. The record is from RefSeq and is a predicted model, not a curated record. The transcript is spliced from 4 exons. Lineage: Eukaryota; Fungi; Ascomycota; Sordariomycetes; Hypocreales; Nectriaceae.
AUGGGAUCCAUCCACCGCGACCUCUCAGCUGAGCUAUCACCUGAGGAUGCUAUAAGUCUUCUCUCCGGACAAGAUUUCUGGCGUACUCGUGCGAAUGAAGCUCUCGGCCUGGGUUCACUCAAGUUCUCAGAUGGUCCUAAUGGCGUUCGAGGAGAAGACUGGAUCAAUGGAGCACCAUCUGCUGCUAUUCCUUGCGCGACAGCUCUAGGAGCCUCAUUCGAUGUCGAGUUGGUAUCAAAGUUGGCUGGUGUUCUUGCGAGAGAGUGUAAGCGCAAAGGCGUACACGGGCUACUUGCUCCGACCAUGAACAUCCAUCGUUACCCUUUGUGCGGACGAAACUUUGAAUCCUUUAGUGAAGACCCCUUGCUUAGUGGCCUUGUUGCUGCGUCUUUCGUUAAAGGGUUACAAGCGCAGGGCAUCGCUGCCAGCCCAAAACAUUUCCUAGCCAACGAGGCAGAGAACGGCCGACGAUGGAGCGACAGCGUUAUCGAAGAGCGAGCACUACGGGAGAUAUAUCUCGAACCGUUUAGAAUUGUUGUUGAAGAGGCUGAUCCGUGGUACAAUUCGGUCAACGGCUCAUUCUGCUCCGAAUCCCAGAACCUUCUAUCCAUCCUCCGCGACGAAUGGCGAUACAACGGCGCGGUCAUCUCCGACUGGUUCGGAACCUACAGCACAACAGAAGCCUUGAACGCUAGCCUCGACCUCGAAAUGCCAGGACCUACAAAGUUCCGCGAAUACAAUAAAGUGUCGGAGGCUAUCAAGGGGGGAGAAGUAAAGAAGCAUCAGAUCACGGACUCGGCUGUGAGGGUUGUCGAUCUUCUUCGAAAGACUGGUCGUGCUGGAGAAGCUGGUUUCCCACCACCGUUAAAGGCUGAAGAACCAGACUAUCUCGACGAUGUCAAGUUGAGAAUGUUGAUCCGACAGGCUGCUGAGUCAAGUAUGGUGCUUCUCAAGAAUGAAAGAGAUACGCUUCCACUUGUUGAUCGAGAUACCAGACUCGCUGUGUUUGGUCAUCAUGCGACAGAUCCUUCUUUGUUCGGUGGGGGGUCUGCUAGUCUCAAAGUGCCAUACUCAUCAACUCCGUGGGACGCUGUGAAGAAGACGUAUAGUAACGCUAUGCUUGGAGUCGGCGUAGCUGUCAACCGACUUGUGCCACUACCGAACGAAUCCGGCCUUGACAUUGAGAACAUCACGCUUCUGUGGUAUAACGGGGAUCAACCCUCUACAGAAAGUCUUUUUCACUCUCAAGAGUUGAACGACACUUUGUACAUGCUUGUCGAGCAUGCCCCAGGCGGCUUGUUAGACCGAUCCGACUUCUGCACGAGCAUGAAGUUUCAGUUCGUCCCUAAAACAACGGGUUCUUACAAUCUCAGUCUCAGCGGCCCUGGUAACGCAAAGUGUCUUUUGGACGAUCAGGUCAUUCUUGAUGUUGAAAGAGAUCUGAACAUUUCCACCGAGGACUUUCUUUUUGACCGCUCAAAAUUCGAAACCUGUAGAGAAGAGUCACUACCUUUGGAAGCGGGUCAGUGGUACAAGUUCGAAAUCCUGAGCUGGUCGUCAAAGCACAAGGCUCAGAAUGUUAAUCGUGAGUUCUUUAUUCAGGGUUGCCGGCUAGGUCUUGCACUCGCGAGCGAUGAUGAUGUUGCCUUGGCUAAGGCAGAGAAGCUCUCAGGGAGUGUUGAAACUGCCCUGGUAGUUGUGGGUACUGGUACGGAAUGGGAGUCGGAGGGAUUCGACCGUGUAAGCAUGAAACUCCCACGUCGACAAGACGAGCUCAUUCUUCGUGUCGCCAAAGCGUGUCAGGGUCGAACAAUCGUGGUGGUUAAUGCUGGAUCGCCUAUUGACACGAGUGCUUGGAUUGAUGAAGUUGAUGCAGUUAUCUAUGCGUGGUUUCCAGGUAUGGAAUUCGGCAAUGCGCUGUCCAUAAUCAUAUCUGGAGAAGUAUCACCCUCAGCUCGACUUCCGACCACGUUCUGGGACAAGGUGGAAGAUUAUCCAGCUGGCCACGUUGAGAGCCUCAUGACUUACGACAUGAAGAUCCAGUAUCGGGAGGGUAUUUACGUCGGUUAUCGUAAAAAGUCGCUUCAGACCUGUUCUGUCAAGAGUCCUCCCAACAGUGCGUUUGAUCCCCUUGAUGCCACAACCAAGGUUGUUUUGACGGUACAAAACAUCGGGUCGUUGACAGCAAGUGAGACUGUUCUGCUCUUUGUUGAAGCUUUGAGGCCAGCGACACCAAGACCAAAUGUGGAGUUACGUGCCUUUGCAAAGACUGAUCUUGUUGAGCCGGGAGGUUGGCAGGAUUUGGAGUUCAGCUUAAAAGCACGCGACUUCUCCCAUUGGGAUGUUAAAGAUCAACUUUGGCGAGUUGACGCAGGAGACUACUUGGUCCGUGUGGCUGGGUCGCGAGGAGUUGGAGACUGGAAGGAAAUCGGGGAUGUUGUUGUGAGAUUUGAGGAAGGGAUGGCAAUAGAGUAG